ACCUGGUCGGGUACGGCGUCGUUGUGCAUGCUAGCCUGGGUUAUAUUUUGACCCGAGAGAGACCGAGUCCACAGCUGAUAGCGCGUCGCGUACGUCGCAGUAGGUGAUAGCACGUUCCCGAGUCACGACGAACAUGAAUUUGACGCCCAGGAGAUCGUACAAGGAAAAACGCACGUUCGAACAGCGAUCUGUUAGUGCGGAGGAGAUCAGGAAGCUCCAUCCGAAUAAAAUUCCCGUCAUUGUGGAACGUUACAAAUUGGAAAAUCAGCUGCCGCUUUUGGACAAGAGUAAAUAUCUGGUGCCGGAUUUUCUAACUGUGGCGGAAUUUUGCAAAAUAAUCAGACGCCGGCUACAUCUGCAUCCGACGCAAGCUAUUUUCCUGCUGGUGAAUCAGAAAAGUAUGGUAAGCGGCGCCUUGACCAUGGCCGAGCUCUAUCAAAACGAGAAGGAUCCGGACGGUUUUCUAUACGUCGUGUUCGCUAGUCAGGAUGUAUUUGGCAAUCAUUAACUGGAACAUUAACUUUAAACCAAGUAAGAACGAAAUACCUCCUCGGCACUUAACAAUACUUUGAUAGAUGUUUAUGUGGAAUUUCGUGAGGAUUCUAUAGAUCUGCUAGCGACUCUUGUCUGCCUUUAAUUAAAAUGUGCAGAAUCUUUGUGAUCAACUUACCGUACCUGCUGGAACAAUUAAUACACAACAAUCAUACAAUUUUUGUUUUUUUUUAUUCGGGAGCUGUGUGUAUAAAAUCAUUACGGUGCUUUCUAUCCCUUUUUGACAUACGGACAAAUUACAAUUUUUGAUAUGUAAGUUAGUGUAGCAUCCACUUAGUUUACUACUAGUAAUGACGAAUCUUGCUACUAAUUUUAGCGGUGAUAGGCUAUAUAAAAAUGAUAAGGUAAUACACCCAUUGAACAUGUUAUAUGGAUGUUAUUUUAUCGCUAGGCUAAGAUAUUACGGGAGACUCUUGUCUCUCUUUCUUUUUCAAGUCCACAUACCUUCGCUUACGAUUAUUAAGAAAAAAAUUCGUUAUUUUAAUAAGUUUCAGACGUGGUAUUUGUUUAAUUUGAUUUGUACAAAUAAUGUAAUUUGCGUAUAGUAGGCCAGUCUCUCUUAGUUUGCAAUUCAUAUUAAAAAAUUUCUGUAUCGUUACUAUCACGUAGAUUUUAGAGACAUAGAGUUUGUUACCGUUACAGGAAUAUGAUUGAAAUCAAAAGGAAUUUGUGUUUGCCAGAUUAGCAGAAUUUCCGUUUUGAUGAGAUUCUGUUUGAUAUUUCCGAUUAGUACAUCACACUUUUAUGUGCUACAUACAGGGAGGUAAAUUGUAGUGUCGUCACCGUUACUUUCUUUUGCUUUUACUUUUAACAGAUUCGUAACGAUUCUUUUUUUUUUAUAGAUCUGGGAUCAUUACUGUAAUUACUACUUUAUUUAUUGUUUUACUUUUAUUAAUAUUUAAACAGAAAAAUGCAAAAGUAAAUUAUUUAGACUGAAUCUUUCCAUAUUGAAAAAAGUAAACGGAAAAGAAAUGAGUAGUUACUUUUUAAAUAACGGUAAUGAGUUACUGUUAACAAUUAAUAACAGUAACUAGUAACGGUAAUUAGUUACUGUUUUUGAUUCGAUAACGAGUGACGAUAACGAGUUAUUUUAAGAAAAGUAACUUUCCCUGUAUAUAAUAUUAAAUUGUGUAGUACUCCCGAAACUGUUUUAUGUUGCGAUAAUAAGAUAUUUUCGUAUAAUUUCGUAUUUAUACGAAAAUAUCUUGCUAUUUAUAAUAUAAAAUCAUUGUUAAGUAUUACUUUUACCACAUAAUGCUAAGACAUUGAUAAAAGUGUUCAUGUACAUAACAAUCCGCAAUGUAUAAUGUACGGUGAUAUACAUAUAUAUAUGCGUUAAAUUCUCUCGUAAAAAAUUACAUUAAGUUUUUACACAAGAUCUCCGUCAAGUUCAACGAUACACAAAGUUAUAGUUAAGUACUACUUUAAUCAGCGAACUCUUCAGGGCCACAUUUUAAGAAUAAACUCCGACGUGAAAUGUCUUCUCUCUAGGUAGGCGAACUCGCGUGCAAUAAGCCAUCUCAAAAACAUGUGUGCAAUGUCACCCAAAAAGCAAAGAAAAUGCAAAAGUUUAUUGUUAAGGGAUGAGCAAGAAAAUCAGAAGAGUGCGGAAAUUUCUGAAACUUUUUAAAUAUAUCGGAUAAAACGUGAGAACACAGUUGCGCGUUUGUACAUUGAUAUGUAGUCUCUCUGACCUUUUUUUUUUAAUUCUACUUUAUAUCGGACGCCAAUCCACAUUCGCUCUAUAUAUAUAUAUAUAUAUAUAUAUAUAUCUACUUAAUGUAAUAGCCCACAUUUUUUAUGUAAAUAUCUAUUGAUAAUACUUUCAACUUACAAAUAUAAAUACCUAAUUGUAUAAUCAGAUGCAAUUUUAAGCGUAAGAACAUAUUUCUAGUAAUAGUCCCAAUUUUUGUAAUGCAUUGUAUCGAUACGAUAUACAUUAUCGCAGCAGCGCGCUUUUACGCGAGUUGAUUUGUUUUAUUUGAUAAGUUCAUUCGUAUUCAACUUUACGUAUGUGUGCAUGUAUGAAUGUAUCGUGCAACAUACAAUCAUCGGUACAACAGAGGACGGAAUAUUUGCUAGAUAGAGAAGAGAUAGAGAAUUCGGAAGAAUAUCCUAACAGAGUCCGCUCUAGUUGCACCUUCUUUUACGCUUUCCACGCUUAAAAAAAAAAAAAAAAUACGAAAUAAGGUAUAUAUCCGAGUUUUGGAGAGAGAAAAAGAGACAAGGAACGUGGUGUAAGAGAGAGGUGCAAUUAAAACGAACGUACCUACGAUUAAAUUAAGGACCGGUAGUGAUACUAGCAGUAGUCACGUCACGUUUAGUGAAGUGGAAAGCUUAACGUGAUGAAUAUGCGGAAAAUUGUAUGUACCCCACAUUGUGCGACGUGUUUGCAAUAAACCAAUUUUUUUCAUA
This is a messenger RNA of Wasmannia auropunctata (little fire ant), 2967 nucleotides long. Its product is annotated as microtubule-associated proteins 1A/1B light chain 3A-like. Gene Ontology annotation, molecular function: ubiquitin protein ligase binding. Gene Ontology annotation, biological process: autophagosome assembly; autophagy of mitochondrion; cellular response to nitrogen starvation. Gene Ontology annotation, cellular component: autophagosome membrane; autophagosome; cytosol. The record is from RefSeq and is a predicted model, not a curated record. Lineage: Eukaryota; Metazoa; Arthropoda; Insecta; Hymenoptera; Formicidae. Bases 134 to 508 code for a protein of 124 amino acids. The transcript has 4 exons.